Molecule: messenger RNA, 3223 nt
Organism: Pangasianodon hypophthalmus (striped catfish)
Lineage: Eukaryota; Metazoa; Chordata; Actinopteri; Siluriformes; Pangasiidae
Product: fidgetin-like protein 2
Exons: 2
Coding region: 150-944 (264 amino acids)
Source: RefSeq, a predicted model, not a curated record
GGCAGGGCUGCGGGGGUGUGGAUGGUGUCACUGAGAGGCUGAAUGAGCAGCAGAAGGAAGAGGACAGUGUGUUCUGGUGUGUCAGCGUGGAACUGAACAUUUUGCUAUGUUAGUGUGGAGAUGCAAGGAAAUGAGAAGAUGUGGUAAAGAUGCACUGGUCAUCUGAGUGGGCAGAGCAACACUAUGACAUCACUUCCACCACGUCACCUCCUGCCCACCCUAAGCCUGUUUCAUACCCGCAGCCCAGUCAUCCUGCUUUCUCCGGGUAUUCCGACGACAUCAGCGCCCUCAGCGCCUCCACCCUGCUGAAGCGCUAUGCCGAGAGGUAUUCCUUCAGUCCGGUCUACCCGGAGCCCGGCGCUUUCCGAAGAAGUGAGCCCGGCCAGGAUGCCUGGUCUAUGGGCUAUAACCCAGACGGGAUAGAUGGAAUAAAAGGCUCUUUAGCAAGUGCAAGUAACCUUUCAGAGCAAUUCAGUAAUGGGGCCAUAUCUCAGGAUUAUACCUCCACAUACAGCGGGUCGCACUUGUACCCUCGACCCACUUACUUGCACCAGCCGGCUUUUGCCUUACCUCCAACCUACCCGCCUCCUGCCCCAGUCUACACCUAUCCCCCAGGUCUAACCACACCUGGUUCUCCUUCCCUUCUACCACCUCUGAGCAGUGGCCUCCAACCCACCCACAGCGCUCAGGCUCUGAAACGACCCGAGGAGUUCCACGAACAUAACAAGACUUUUGGAUUCGAUCAAAAUAAAAGCACCAGAGUGUCACCUUAUACAGCGAGGGAUAACAGUGAGCAUCCCAUCAGCAGCGGCAUCCCGAACAGCAGUGCAGAUCUUCAGCCCUUCAGACCAGACAUGAAGGUAGACCUGGUGAGGAAGAGCAGUUAUUUACAGCCCUCAGAGACAGCGUCUUAUAGCGGUGCUGAGCAAUACACUUACCCCUGAGUUAUGCAGCGUAGUCGAGCCUUCGUACAGCUUUGGUUUUAUGUGCAUAUCUUCGCUCUCCAUUUGAAACAGAAUGAGAGAGCGGUGACGAGAGAAUGUUAGUUAUUAAAUUAGAUUUUAGUUUAAUAUUGGGAAUUUUAAGGAAUUCACGCUACACAUCACAUCACAUUUUAUGAUUCCCAGAUUACGACUACGAAUCAGUGUAUAAUCUUUUUCCACAGCAGGAAUCUUUUUUUUUUUUUUUUUUUUAAGGAAUUUUAGGCUUGUUUCCACCACAGUAACAUUUUUAGGAUUUAUUAUUAAUGGAAUCUGGGCCAGUUUUAGUUUCUAGAUAGGUCUGCCAUAAUAUCAAUAUAUUUUCUCAAAAAUAUAUUGAUGUUUGCAAACUGGCCCACGCCCUGGACAGCUUCCCUGGUCGUCCCACUGUAAGUUCCUGCUUGGCAAACUGCACGUUGCUUUUAGGUCCUACACAAGCCAGAAUCUACAGGCACAUUUCUGUCUCAGUAACCUUUAAAUAACCCAGGAACCUUUUCAGGAACUGAGGAAAUUUUAAACCCAUUUUCUACCAUCACAACAUAGAAAGGUUUAAAGGAACUCAUUUACUUUAGGAGCAUUUCCACCACAGGAACUUUUUUUUUUAGAAAUAUACGUAUUAUUUAGGAAUAUUUGGUGCAUUAUCACCAGAGGAACCAGGGCCAAUUUUAGUUUCUGGGCUUUAGUUCAAGGCAAGCCAGGCAUAAUAUUUUUUAUUCAGCAUAUUUUGGUAAGAGAGGCCACCUUGGCCCAUGCCUGAGACAAGAGUCCUCUGUGUGAGGGUGGGUUGGUGUGAGGAGCCAUUUUAGUUCCUGAGUCUUCCAUAGGAACAAUUAGGAAUGGGGCUUGGCAUACUGAACAUUACUGAUUGUUGAUCAACCUUCUUGUAUUUAGCUAGUAACUGUUUUAUAACAGAGGUAGCACAUCACACGUGGUGAUAAAGACUCGAAGGCUAGUGAUAUUAACGUCAUGUCGACGCAACAAGACAGAACCAUUCAAGAACAAAUUCAGUCUCAGCUCCCUCCAUGUUUGCUGUGUUUUUGCUGUAUGACACUCAGUCUUGUUAUUCUCCCAUAUCAAGAACUCAUCCAGGAGAUUUCUGAACUCCGAAGCUCUUCAGAAGGUUCCUAAACCUUGGUGGAAACACAGCCUACAUCCUUAGAGCUCUACAUUUCCUUUUCCUCAGACUGACUAUUGUUCUCUAACCCCCGCUCUGUAAGUAAUCAAUCAGUGUAGUGAAGCAUAAACCACAGCAAGCACUAAUCCCCCGAGCCAAUCAAUAAAUUCCAGUCGCAUGGAGGGUGAAAAUAGAGAGUUAAGGAGGAGAAAAAGCUGAUUAGAAUCUGAUUUUAAAGAUUAAGUAAAUAGUCAGGUAUUUAUACUCAGGAAAAUACUCAGGAAUUUAGAUGAUAAAAGUUUACAAGGUUUUCUUUUUUACGAAUGUGAUGUUUUAAUGGACACUACUUAUGUAUUCUAGACAUAAACUCGCACAAAGAAUUACGAGAAAUAUGCAAUUAGUGAAACUUCAGAAAGAGAGGUUACUCUACAAAUCAUGAAUGUCUCGACAUUAUCUCAGGAAUGACGGAAAAGCUCGAGGAAUGCAAAAGUCUUUUUUUUUACUUUUCUGUUUCAUUAAUGGUAAAAAAAAAAAUUGUUCAUGCUCAGCUGAGAAUCAUUAACACUCAGCCAUUAUGCAGCUGAGUAACAAAGAUUUUGCCAGUCUAUGAGGUAACAUAUCUGUCCUUCGAAUAUGUUUACAAUGAACACUUUACCAUGAAUUUAUUGGUAAUUUUUGGUAUUGAAUCAGAAACAGACGCCAUUACUUAUAGAUCAUUAUUGAAUAGUUAAUUGAAUUUGUUAAUCAUGUCACAAGGUGUGUUUUUUUAUUACAUAAAAUGGCAGAAAGAUACUAAACUUUCUCCUCUUUCUGCUCUUCCAUUUUCUGCUCCACAGGAACACAAUGCCUUUAUGACAUUUGAAGACCAUUAACUUUUUUUCUUUAUAUCUAUUUUGAUCAAAAAUGAGAUUUACGAACGGGUCAUAAAUACUGGAAGUGUGUUAAAUCUUAAGUUUGUGUGGUUGUAGUUUAACACUUGUUAAAAAAAAAACACUACCUCAUGUGCUUGUAUGUUGAUUUUUUUCUUGAAUAUAAAGUGUGAUUGCAAGUGGAUUUUUGUGUGUUUUUAAUUUUGAAAGCAUCUACUUCAGGAAGCAUUCAUCCAAAAUAAAAUCUUUACUGAAAACAA